Molecule: messenger RNA, 1532 nt
Organism: Cercocebus atys (sooty mangabey)
Lineage: Eukaryota; Metazoa; Chordata; Mammalia; Primates; Cercopithecidae
Gene: SERPINA6
Product: serpin peptidase inhibitor, clade A (alpha-1 antiproteinase, antitrypsin), member 6
Exons: 5
Coding region: 148-1362 (404 amino acids)
Biological process (GO): negative regulation of endopeptidase activity
Molecular function (GO): serine-type endopeptidase inhibitor activity
Source: RefSeq, a predicted model, not a curated record
AUUAACCACUCGGGAAGUUGGCAAACAAAAUUUAACAGGCAGCAUCCCCCGCAGGCUUACUGUACAUAUGCUAGGGUCCAGGACCGCAGGACCAAGCCAGCAGAAACAGCCUGAGCCCACCGCAGACUGGCCUGGCUAUACUGGACAAUGCCAAUCCUCCUGUACACCUGUCUUCUCUGGCUCUCCACCAGUGGCCUCUGGACCGUCCAGGCCAUGGAUCCUAAUGCUGCUUAUAGGAACAUGAGUAGCCAUCACCGGGGCCUGGCUGCAGUCAACGCUGACUUUGCCCUCAGCCUGUAUAAGCACCUAGUGGCCUUGAGUCCCAAGAAGAACAUUUUCAUCUCCCCCGUGAGCAUCUCUAUGGCCUUAGCUAUGCUGUCCCUGGGCACCUGUGGCCACACACGGGCCCAGCUUCUCCAGGGCCUGGGUUUCAACCUCACUGAGAGGUCUGAGACUGAGAUCCACCAGGGUUUCCAGCACCUCCACCAACUCUUUGCAAAGUCAGACACCAGUUUAGAAAUGACCAUGGGCAAUGCCUUGUUUCUUGAUGGCAGCCUGGAGUUGCUGGAGUCAUUCUCAGCAGACAUCAAGCACUACUAUGAGUCAGAGGUCUUGGCUAUGAAUUUCCGGGACUGGGCAACAGCCAGCAGACGGAUCAACAGCUAUGUCAAGAGUAAGACACAGGGGAAAAUUGCCGACUUGUUGUCAGGGCUGGAUAGCCCAGCCAUCCUCGUCCUGGUCAACUAUAUCUUCUUCAAAGGCACAUGGACACAGCACUUUGACCUGGCAAGCACCGGGGAGAACUUCUAUGUGGACGAGACGACUGUGGUGAAGGUGCCCAUGAUGUUCCAGUCGAGCACCAUCAGUUACUUUCAUGACUCGGAGCUCCCCUGCCAGCUGGUACAGCUGAACUAUGCGGGCAAUGGGACUGUCUUCUUCAUCCUUCCAGACAAGGGGAAGAUGAACACGGUCAUCGCUGCAUUGAGCCGGGACACGAUUAACAGGUGGUCCGCAGGCCUGACCAACAGCCAGGUGGACCUGUACAUUCCGAAGGUCACCAUCUCUGGAGUCUAUGACCUCGGAGAUGUGCUGGAGGAAAUGGGCAUUGCAGACUUGUUCACCAACCAGGCAAAUUUCUCAGGCAUCACCCAGGAUGCCCAACUGAAGUCAUCAAAGGUGGUCCACAAAGCUGUGCUGCAACUCAGUGAGGAGGGUGUGGACACAGCUGGCUCCACUGGGGUCAGCCUAAACCUGACGUCCAAGCCUAUCAUCCUGCGUUUCAACCAGCCCUUCAUCAUCAUGGUCUUCGACCACUUCACCUGGAGCAGCCUUUUCUUGGCCAGGGUUGUGAACCCAGCGUAAGAGACCGCCCACCCAGAGCCUCAGCACUCUCUGACUUUGGGCACCAGGGACACCACGGAAAUGUUUUGGAGAGUGGGAGGUUUCCCCCAAUCUCCUCCAAGUUCUCCUCCCUCCAACCAGAGUUGUGUCUACCUUUAGGCAUCUUGUAAUAAAUGUCAUUGCGACUUUGA